CUCUGAUUUACCAAAAGGCGGUAAUUUAUUUCCUCUUCGUUACUAUAAGCGGAUUACAAUGAUACCUGAAGGUCUGCAGGAAUUACUUGAGAAGUUCACUGAGAGAGUUAUCAAGGAGAGACCGAAUAAUUUAAUUGAAUUCGCGUCAAAUUAUUUUGACAACCUUUUACAAGAAUCAAGAAAAAGUGCUUUCGAACGCUCAUUUAUGUUAUCUGCUUCUCAGUAUGAUCCUAUCAUGUCUAUCACUAAUCCAAAAGAAGAUAUUCCAUUAAUUACAACAAUCAUUGAUAGUGAAAAUACCAUAGAAAAGAGUAGUUCAGGGUUUAAUUUAGAUUUAUUACAUCUAUCAUUGAACAAUUGCUUCAAUCUUCAACAUAAUAAUGAAUAUCAAUCAGAUUCAAAUAUUUCUAAUUAUAUACAUAUGAAUACAAACUUAGACGGUCACACUGGGUAUUCAGGUUCACGCCGUCAUAGUGUGGCAGCUGAAAGUUUUAAUCCUGCUACAAUAACUGGUUUGGAAUCUAUUGUCUAUCCAAAGUCUGUAGCUCAGAAACUUCGGUUAAAAUCUGUUGUCAAGCCAAUUUUUAUAUUUCGUUCAUUGGAUGAGAAUCAACUAAGAAGAGUGAUUGAUGCAAUGAAGGAAACACCUGUAACCAAAGGUCAAGUCAUUAUACAUCAAGGUGAUGAUGGUGACUAUUUUUACAUAAUCGAAAGUGGAAAUUAUGAUAUCCUUAUAAAUGAUGAAGUGAUCGGGAGUUAUGCUGGAUCUGGAUCAUUUGGAGAGUUAGCACUUAUGUACAAUACACCUCGAGCAGCUACAAUUAUUGCAAAAACAGAUGGUGUACUAUGGUCUGUGGAUCGAGCAACAUUUCAACACAUAGUACUUAGACAAGCUUUCCUUAAACGACAACUUUAUGAAACCUGGUUAUCUUCUGUUCCACUUUUAAGAAGUUUAAGUGUAUAUGAACGUGGAAAUUUAGCUGAUGCCUUAGGAAGUCAUACUUAUGAAGAUGGUGCAUGGAUUAUUCAAGAAGGUGAACCAGGUGAAGAAAUGUAUUUCAUUGAAGAAGGAUGUGUAGAAAUAUCUGCUAAGAAUUGUAAAAAAUAUCAUAAAGGAGAAGAAGUUGUACUUAAACAAUUGCAUAAAAACGACUAUUUUGGUGAAUUGGCGCUCAUUUUACAUGAACCUAGAAAAGCUUCAGCUCGUGCGAUUGGUAGAACCAAAUUAGCAGUAUUAGAUGUAUCAAGUUUUGAACGACUUAUGGGUCCAUGUGUAGAAAUUAUGCAACGUGAACUUGGUCAUUAUCGUAAUCAAUUAUUAGAAAGCUUGGGACCUGAUGAAAUAAGUAAAAUUCCUUCAUUGGCUAAAUUUGUAGAAUCUGAAAAAUAAUCCUUAUUAUUAUUAUUAUUAUUAUUAUGUGAAUCAUUUUAAAAAAUACAUGAGAUGUGUUCAUUUGGAACUAUUAUUAUUAUUAGUAGUAUUGCUCAUUGUUUCCAUAUGACUGAAUGAAUAAACAAGAUGUUUGUUAACUUAUUGUAAGUGUAUGAAUAUUCAAUAUUUCUAUUCUGUCUUUUACACUUUACAGAAGAUAUUUAAAAUAAACAUUAAUUAUAAUGAAAAUAUUACUAAAUAUGAAGAUGAUAUUUCACUGAUGUAUUUAUUCAUUGUGUGUAUUUCAUCCUUGAAUUUAUAGACUACAAUUGUACACUUGAUGAUUAUCUAAUGUUUAUUUAUUCAGUUAUCUCAUGUUAAUUUUUCACUUUAUCAUGUAUAUACCUUAACUGAAUGUUUAAUUGAACACUUGAAUAAAAAGUAAUCAGUAAUAUAAGAUACAUUAAUAUAAUUGUUUUGCUUUUAUUUUAUAGACCAAUAAAAAUAGUGGAA
Heterobilharzia americana is the source of this 1885-nucleotide messenger RNA. NCBI's taxonomy places the organism in Eukaryota, Metazoa, Platyhelminthes, Trematoda, Strigeidida, Schistosomatidae. The record is from the annotation of a GenBank genome assembly.